Drosophila navojoa is the source of this 534-nucleotide messenger RNA. RefSeq names its product tax1-binding protein 3 homolog. Gene Ontology annotation, cellular component: postsynaptic density; basolateral plasma membrane; postsynaptic membrane. Lineage: Eukaryota; Metazoa; Arthropoda; Insecta; Diptera; Drosophilidae. The record is from RefSeq and is a predicted model, not a curated record. Gene Ontology annotation, biological process: neurotransmitter receptor transport, endosome to postsynaptic membrane; establishment or maintenance of epithelial cell apical/basal polarity; neurotransmitter receptor transport postsynaptic membrane to endosome. Gene Ontology annotation, molecular function: protein kinase binding.
CUAUUUGUGAUGCAGUAGAGAAUAGGCAGUUUGUGUUUGUACGCGACGACAGCGACUUUUCUCUUUUAAGCUGAACAAUAAUAAAGAUUCAUUUUUCGUUUUCAUUGAUCCGAGUAUUUAUUAAAACUGCAGCAAAAUGGCGAAAAUGGCAUUUCAGCAUCAGGCCGGAACGGCUAUGGAAUGUUUAAGCAUACCCAUAACGCUGCAUAAGGAAAAGGAUUACGACCAGGAAGGCAGAGAGAUACUGAAGUGUGGCUUUAAAAUUGGUGGUGGUAUAGAUCAAGACUACAAGAAAAGUCCGCAAGGGUACACAGACUAUGGCAUCUACGUGACAGAGGUGCACGAAGGUAGCCCAGCUGCACGGGCCGGUCUACGCAUACAUGACAAAAUACUGCAAUGCAACGGCUACGACUUCACAAUGGUCACCCAUAAAAAGGCAGUUAGCUAUAUAAGGAAGAACCCCAUACUUAACAUGCUGGUGGCACGCAAGGGCGUCACAUCCACAUAAUUUAAUGGGCUGGUAUCCAAACUUAA